CUGUACUUGUAAUUCUUUGAGCACCUGGAUAAUAAAAACCCUAGUUGCAAAGUGGAUUAGGUCAGCCGACCGAACCACUAUAAAUCUUGUGUUCCGUUUUCUCCGUUUUGAUUUCUGUUUUGUGUGUGUUCUUGUUUGGUUGUGGAAAAUUUUUACCUGCUUUAAGACUUGGGCUUAAACCACAUUUGUAAGGCGCUCUCUCCUGCCGCGCUAAGUGAAUGGCCCACCUUAAUUAUGCCGGGCCCAAUUCACCUUAGCCCAAUGAUGAAACGGCGCAACCCUAGCUUUCCUCGGGAAUCCGCAACUAUUUCCCAAUCGGAUAAGCACUUUGACUCCAUGUCCCUUGCACUCCCUUUUGACGUCGCUCGCCUAUUUAAGAAACUAGGCAGAACACUUUCAUUAUCACAACCACUUCUCAACAUGGCUAAUAAUGCCAACAGAGUUGUCUUCAUUGACCUGACUAUCUCUGAUUCUUCUUCUGAUUCCUCCUCCGUGGCAUUUCCCUCGUUUGGAGCCCCAACACCUGAAUUCCCUUCUGGGCCUUCCUCCGCUUCCGAACAAUCGGUGACUUCUCCCCUGUCCCCGGGGGAGAACCCUCCCCGUCUCCCCCAGCGAACAUCAUGGGGAAUUCUCCCGAGUUCUGGCGUGCUUCAUGACGGUACCAGCACGGGAGCCUCCUCUGGCCGCCCCGGUACAUCCCGCUCCCAGAAGAGACGCAAUCCUCACUCAGAAGCUACCCGGUUGGUCUCCGGUGCGAGGCCUUCCUCCCAAGGUUCUCCCUCUCCUCAGCAGUCAUAUGGACAGAGCCCUGAGGAGUGGGGGGAUUAUGACAUGGGGGAAAUAGGCGUCUGUCUACUCGGAGGGAAAAGGACGGAACCUUCCAGGGUCUGCCUCCCCCUUUGGCGUAGGCGGAAUGAUGUCGUAACUCCUUUUCUUUUGAAGGAUGCAUCAGGAGGAUGAUGGGCUCUCUCCACACCUUCCCGCUCCGGCGUUCUUUCUGGUCCAGGCGGGGCAGCAAGAGUCAGCGGAUUCGUUCCCCUUGCCACACUGUUCCUCCUGGAUCCUUGAAGUGCCGUUUCACCUUCAUAUUUUUUCAGUAGUAGGAUAGAAGUAGAUCAGGGACAAAAUUCAUUGUUGUAACCCAAAAAAAUGUAAUUUUCUAUUUGAGUUACUUAAUGAAAACUUUUAUCUCCC
Molecule: messenger RNA, 1194 nt
Organism: Cuscuta campestris
Lineage: Eukaryota; Viridiplantae; Streptophyta; Magnoliopsida; Solanales; Convolvulaceae
Source: the annotation of a GenBank genome assembly